Drosophila hydei is the source of this 1505-nucleotide messenger RNA. RefSeq names its product vacuolar protein sorting-associated protein 16B (gene Vps16B). Gene Ontology annotation, biological process: vacuolar transport; intracellular protein transport. The record is from RefSeq and is a predicted model, not a curated record. Bases 76 to 1482 code for a protein of 468 amino acids. Lineage: Eukaryota; Metazoa; Arthropoda; Insecta; Diptera; Drosophilidae. Gene Ontology annotation, cellular component: cytoplasm. The transcript is spliced from 2 exons.
CAAGUAUCGAUAGUAUCGAAUAAUAUGAAAUGCUGGUCACCUUAUCAGCUGUUUUAUAUUUAAUAAUAAACAUCAAUGGAAUCUCAAUUUGAUAACACAGACGAAAACUAUUGGAACCGCUCAUCGAGAGCUGCGUUCAGCUUUGACGAUGAAGAUGACGUUGAUCUUGGAGAUGUCGGCGCCAGAACAAGCACAGGACAGGCCAGUCAGAGCAGCAAAUGGGAUAAUAAUGCAAUUUUUAAUGACGACACCAUUUCUGAGGCCAGCUUUGAUAAUAGCGCCGCGUUGGGUACACUAAAUCAUUUGUCAAUCAAAGCUAUAUUAAGCGAUGAGGCGCUUAAGCUGGUGCUACAGGAACAAGCAGUGGACGACCACGUUAUGCCAAAGGGUGUGACACCUGAGGAGGAGCUUAAGCUGCUGCGACGCCAAAUACAAAGCACGCUGUACAGCCCCAAUCUAGAGCUAACCGCACAAAAACUGCUGCAUGGCAAAGUGGCGCCAUUGGAAAUGUUUAAAUCAUUGCUAGAGAAACGUCAACUAUUAGAUGCAGUGUUGGCAAACGGCGGCGAUGCGAUAAUUGGAGUUCUACUGUUCCUCAAGCGAACCCUGAAUGCUACCCAGUUCCAUGGUAUACUGCAACAGCGACCGAAGGCUUUGGAGCACUAUCUCAGCUAUCUGCGUCAAAGUGGCGAUGUCAGCAGCUAUAUUGAUAUGCUGCAACGUUUCGGGCGUCAUCAGGAAGCAGCUCUCAGACAGUUUCAAGCGGCCAUGGCUUGCAAUGAACUGGCCACGCGAAAACAGCAGCUGCAGCGACUAAUCGAUGCAUAUGCGAGCGCAGGAGUGGGCAUAAUACCAUUAUAUGAGCAGGUUUUUCAUUCAGCAUUAAAGCUGCAGCUGGUCAGGGAGAAGGAUGCUCUUGGUGAUCUUAGCCAGCGGCUCGGCGAUGAGCCCACCCCCAUUGAGCUGCUGUAUGUGUGCUGUUCACAAAACAAGAAUUGGAAAGAACAGGACAUGCUUAAGAUUAGCUCACCCCAGCGCUUUGCUGCCGAUCAGGAAAUCUCGCCGGCACAGUACGAAUGGACGGCUUUAAAUGAGCGUGCCCAAGCACAGGCCUAUGCGGACUUGGAGUGCAUCUUUGAGCGCGUGUCCGGUUGGCAUCCCCUCAAAUCGAAGCAGUUCCACAUCAGCUUCGAUUUGACCCUAGCCGUACAACGUCUCUUUGAGCUGAAAGCGCCCGCCACAGUGCUGCAGCUAUUUCUAUCCAAGAUGAGCAACAGCCCCGAGAAGCUGGUGCUGGCGCAACGUGUCAAAUGUAUUAAGGCAGUCAUCGAUGCAAUGGUCAGUCUCAAGCAGCAACAGGAAUUGCAGCAGUUAAAGCAAACGCUACCCGACCGAUCCGAGGAGCAGUUUUACUGUGAGAACGCGCUCAAAUCUCUACAAAGCAAACGCUGGACUACGGACAACAUCAAACUGAAGCUUUAGCGAGCUGCCAACAAACUUUGUAU